Medioppia subpectinata is the source of this 636-nucleotide messenger RNA. The record is from the annotation of a GenBank genome assembly. Lineage: Eukaryota; Metazoa; Arthropoda; Arachnida; Sarcoptiformes; Oppiidae.
AUGUUUAGUUUAGAUCUAAAGACAACACUCGAGAGCAUAGAUGAUAGCAAUAAAGAGGAUAACCAACAGCCGCAAAUGUAUGCCAAGGACUCAAUGGACAGAUUCGACAACGACUUGUGUGCACUUGUAUUGUCUUAUCUCACAUUUGAAGACCGAUUCCGUUGCGAAUGUGUGUCCAAACAGUUCCAGAGGACAGUCUUCAAGAAUAAGGAACUGUUGUCCGCGUUGGUGGCACAAAAACAGUCUCUUAAAAGUGUCUGGGUAAAUAAUCUAAGUUACAAUAUUAACGAGAGUUUAAUUGAAUUGUCGACACAAUUGUCACGAUUACCGCAAUUACGAGAAUUAACACUAGAUUUGAGAGUCAAUUCUGGCGAUAACUCAUUGUCCGAGUCUUUGCGCACAAUUGACUGUUAUAAUGCGCAAGUGUUGGUUCCGUUGAAACACUGCCACCAAUUAACACAUCUUACGAUUGAUACGGAAAAAAUGAGCGACAAAUGGCUGGACAAUUGUGAUAGAUAUUGGCCACGAGUUAAGUACUUAUCGCUCAGAGUCUAUUCAAUUACUCGCAAGCGUUUGGAUUACAUCUCAAGACUACCGGCGCUGCAAACGCUUGACAUUAUAUGCCAUCAUUGCAAU